AUGGCCGAUAACACACCCAAGGCAAUUGAGGAGCUUUUGAAGCGUCUCACGGCGGGAGAACCGUUGGAUGAACAGCAGCAGAAGCAAAUGAAGGACUACAAGUUCUGGAAAACUCAACCUGUUCCACUGCUUGACGAAAAGAUAGAGUCUGAGGGACCUAUCGAUUCUUCCAAAACUCCAGAUGAUAUCCCCGAUACCCCCUUACCGCUCAUUUCCGAGUUUGAGUGGUCCACCAUCGACAUUACCGCGAAUAGCGAACUUGAGGAGUUGUACCAGCUUUUGUAUGAACACUACGUCGAAGAUAAAGACUCGACUUUUAGAUUCAAAUAUUCCCACGAUUUCUUCAAAUGGGCAUUAAAGCCUCCAGGAUGGAAAAAGGUGUGGCACGCCGGUGUCCGAGUCAAGGCUACGGGAAAAUUGGUGGCGUUUAUUUCUGCAGUGCCUGUGACGUUAAAACUCAACAAAUCGGGUAAAUUGAUACCCAGUGUGGAAAUUAAUUUUUUGUGCAUCCACAAAAAGCUCCGAGCCAAGAGAUUGGCGCCGGUUUUGAUCAAGGAGAUCACCAGAAGAGUCAACAAGGACGAUAUCUGGCAGGCAUUGUACACUGUGGGUGCUGUAUUGCCGCUGCCCAUUGCUACUUGUCGCUACACUCACCGCCCACUAAACUGGUCCAAACUCUACGAUGUGGGAUUCUCCCAUUUGCCUCCCAAACAGACCAAAGCUUCCAUGGUUGCUCGGUAUAGUCUUGCAAAUGUCACCAAGACCGAGGGUCUUCGUUUAAUGAGGGAAGAAGACGUUGAUCAAGUUCUCGAACUUCUUAACGAAUAUCAAAAACGGUUCGAUAUUGUUCAAGUGUUCACCAAGGAAGAAGCUGCCCAUUGGUUUCUCGGCGGUGAGAGUGCGGCCAAUGGCCAAUCUCCCGUCAUCAAGACAUACGUUGUUGAGCAAGGGGGCAAGAUCACCGACUUUUUCUCGUACUAUCUUUUGCCAUUUACAGUUCUCAAUGAUGUCAACCAUGACGAAUUGGGCAUUGCUUAUCUUUACUACUAUGCUACCGACUCCUACAAGAAAGAGGAAAGCGUCUACAAAAAGCGUUUACAACAGCUUAUAGGCGAUGCUCUUGUCACCGCCAAGCAAUUCAACGUUGAUGUGUUCAAUUGUUUGACGUCACAAGACAAUCCAUAUUUUAUUAAGGACCUCAAGUUUGGCAGUGGAGAUGGCUAUCUCAACUACUACUUGUUCAAUUAUAAGGUAUGGCCUCUCCACGGAGGAAUUGACCCUACUACGAAGGAAGUGGAAGACUACAAAACCAGUGGUGUCGGUGUGGUGUUACUUUAG
Messenger RNA from Meyerozyma guilliermondii ATCC 6260, 1338 nucleotides. RefSeq names its product glycylpeptide N-tetradecanoyltransferase (gene NMT1). Gene Ontology annotation, biological process: N-terminal peptidyl-glycine N-myristoylation. The record is from RefSeq and is a predicted model, not a curated record. NCBI's taxonomy places the organism in Eukaryota, Fungi, Ascomycota, Pichiomycetes, Serinales, Debaryomycetaceae. Gene Ontology annotation, cellular component: cytoplasm. The transcript has a single exon. Gene Ontology annotation, molecular function: glycylpeptide N-tetradecanoyltransferase activity. Bases 1 to 1338 code for a protein of 445 amino acids.